Molecule: messenger RNA, 1740 nt
Organism: Trypanosoma rangeli
Lineage: Eukaryota; Euglenozoa; Kinetoplastea; Trypanosomatida; Trypanosomatidae
Product: putative mitochondrial DNA polymerase I protein C
Exons: 1
Coding region: 1-1740 (579 amino acids)
Biological process (GO): DNA-templated DNA replication; double-strand break repair
Molecular function (GO): DNA binding; DNA-directed DNA polymerase activity
Source: RefSeq, a predicted model, not a curated record
AUGCUUACCGUGAUGCAGCUAAAGGAAAAGAUUGCCCACUACAAGCCACUGCGAGCACUCCAGCCUCUUAAAAAAUACGGCAAGAAGAGCUACGACCUUCGUAAUCUGCUUAUCCUCACAAACUGCGUCCACGACAAACUUGCCGCUCUGGUCGACACAGGCAUCGUGCAGACCAUUGCGGAAACGGUGUUGGGUCCACACUCUGUGGAGGAGUCUCCUCUUGAGCGGGUAUGCUUUUGUGAUUUGCAGCGGGCACUGCCACCGCCACCGCAGGGUGCGGAUAGCUUCGAGAGCGAUUUUUUGGGACUCGUAGAUGUCGCGGAGCAUGCGGGCGUGUCUGCGCGAGGAAACUGGGAGGCCCUCACACGGGAGUUUGUCUCCGUGGGUGGAUUUGAGGGUGCACUCAAGGCACUGGUGUCCCAGUGUGCGGCGCUGGUCGGCACCACACGGGACCCGUUCCGCACCUCGUACCCGCUUCCCUUGGCACUGGCAGCCGAAUUUCAUGGAUUGCACGGCCAAGAGCGGGCCUCAACACGUGGGCUGUUGUGGAUUGUGACCCCAGAAAAACUUCACCCGCUGCUGCAUCGCUCCCUGCGCGGCCGCAACGCGUCCUCGGGGGCUGACGCCAUUGAACGCAUAACGGUCCUUUUAUCCUCUGACAAGCAGAUUGACCUCUCCUUCUUCAAGGCCCUGCAGCAGCUGCGUUUUACAGAGAAGAAGAUGCAGCUCUUUGAGGAGGGGGCCCUGUUCCGCGCGGUGCUUCCAGAGUGUAAGGAUCGCGUACAUGGUGAGUUGUGUCACACCGUCACAGCCACCGGCAGGCUGUCGUCACAGUCGCCAAACCUGCAAAACAUUCCGAAGGAAGAGGACCUGCGACGCCUCAUCGUUUCCCGCUUCGGUAGACGUGAUGGACGCAUGAUUGAGGCGGAUUACAGCCAGCUGGAGGUGGUUGUGCUGGCGGUGCUUAGCCGUGACGCCCGCAUGCUGCAGGAACUGCAGGAUAAUGUGGACUUUCAUUGCCUCCGUGUUUCGCUUAUGACCAAGGAGCCGUAUGAGGAUGUGGUGCGAAAAACAAAGCGGGAGAAGGAUCCACAUUACAUUCAGCUGCGGCAGCAGGCAAAAACAUUCUCAUUCCAACGACAGUACGGUGCGGGUAUCGCCACCAUUGCCACCACUACAGGGUUGACAGAGCAUGAGGUGGAGCGGCUCAUAUCGGCAGAGGAGCAACACUACAAGGAUUUGGGUCGCUACUACCGUCUGGUGAUGGACUCUGUGGAGGCAGGAGCGGAUCGACUGCUUCGCCUGCGUACAUUGGAUGCGGCCACGUGGUCUCCUGCCAUGCGGCGCAUGAUUAUGCUAACAGAGCCCUUGCAUUACUUUGUGGUGCCCACAGGCAGUAAGUUUGACUUUGCAAAGGACAAGAAGAGUAUUCCACGACUGAAGAAUUACCCCGUACAGGGACUGGCAGGAGAGAUUGUGCAAAUUAUGUGUGGUAGGAUUGUGCGUCGUUUCUACGAGAGGGGCAACUAUGGCGGAAAGGCAUUUUUGGUGAACACCGUCCAUGACUGUGUGUGGAUUGACGCCCACUCCUCCGUCGCAACGGAGGUAAUGCACGAUGUCUCGGACAUUAUGUCGUCCACCUCAAAGGUGAUGAGCAGCCUGUGGCCUGAUAUGAAGCUGGAAGUUCCAUUUAACGCGGAGGUUCAUAUUGGCCCCUCACUAGGGGAGUUCUCAAGGUAA